Messenger RNA from Meriones unguiculatus (Mongolian gerbil), 398 nucleotides. It is a transcript of the gene Fam25a, whose product is annotated as family with sequence similarity 25 member A. The transcript has 3 exons. The record is from RefSeq and is a predicted model, not a curated record. The coding region runs from base 72 to 341 and encodes 89 amino acids. NCBI's taxonomy places the organism in Eukaryota, Metazoa, Chordata, Mammalia, Rodentia, Muridae.
AUCCUAGGCAUGUAUAAAAGCACGCCAAUCCAGUCCUUGGCCUUCUACCUAUCACUGUCUGCUGCUGCACGAUGCUGGGAGGCUUGGGGAAGCUGGCGGCCGAGGGCCUGGCCCACCGCACUGAGAAAGCCACAGAGGGGGCAGUUCACGCAGUGGAAGAGGUGGUGAAGGAGGUGGUGGAACACGCCAAGGAGGCUGGAGAGAAGGCCGUUGCUGAUGCCCUAAAGAGAGCCCAAGAGUCAGGGGACAGAGUGGUGAAGGAGGUCACUGAGAAGGUGACCCACACCGUCACCGACGCUGUUACCCACGCUGCAGAAGGCCUGGGUAGGCUGGGGCAGUGAGUCAGCCUCCUGCCAUGGCUGGCCCUUCCUGAAUGUCAAUAAAAUGUGUGAAGUGCG